Molecule: messenger RNA, 4799 nt
Organism: Anopheles stephensi (Asian malaria mosquito)
Lineage: Eukaryota; Metazoa; Arthropoda; Insecta; Diptera; Culicidae
Gene: Myo61F
Product: unconventional myosin IC
Exons: 10
Coding region: 562-3636 (1024 amino acids)
Biological process (GO): vesicle transport along actin filament; actin filament organization
Cellular component (GO): vesicle; microvillus; plasma membrane
Molecular function (GO): ATP binding; actin filament binding; microfilament motor activity
Source: RefSeq, a predicted model, not a curated record
ACAGCCAGCGGUGAACGAAACAGUAUCCGCUCGCAAGGGCUUCCCGAAACAAACGUGUGCCUUCGAAGUGCGUGUGAAGAUAAUGAUGAUGGGUUUUGUUAUUGCCGUUGUUUAAUGUAUACCCCCCCAAAGUGUCCUUGCAUUCGCAUUUAAGGUGUGUGUUGUAGCUGUCCUGUGAAUUACAAAAUAUUAUAAAAUAAGAAGCGUUCGAGCACACACAUACGUACACGGUGCUUUUGAUUGCGAUUGGGAAGUGCGGCGGCUAGUGGCGAAUGUGUGUGUGGAAGGCGUGAAAAUUUGUGUUUAGUGCGUGUGUGUUUUGGUUCCGUUUUCGGGUGGCAAAACCUGUUCUACAAUCGUCGGCUAGGAAGCUGUUCUAUCCGGCAAUCAAGCUAGGAAGUGCAUUUUUUUUUCACUGGUGUGGCCUAUUGUUGUAUAUAACUGACGCAAACACACAUACACGGUUGCUUGGAUGUGUAGCGGAAGCGAAGAUCGUGGUGGUUAUUGCUCAUCGUCAAAGAACAACGAACACUAAGCUGCGGACGGUGGAAAGGAACCGAGAUGGAGCGAGGACUACACGAUCGCGAUCGGGUAGGCCUGCAGGAUCAGGUGCUACUGGAGGACUAUCAAAGUGAGGAUGCGUUCAUCGACAACCUUCGGAAACGGUUUCAGGAGAACCUUAUCUACACCUAUAUUGGCCAUGUCCUGAUAUCGGUAAACCCGUACAAGGAGCUCCCGAUCUACACCGAGAGUGACGUCAAAGAGUACCGGAAGCGACACUUUUUCGAGGCCCCGCCGCAUGUGUUUGCGCUAAGCGACAACGCGUACCGCUCGCUGACGGAAGAGAACCGAGGCCAGUGUAUUUUAAUCUCGGGCGAAAGUGGUUCGGGAAAGACGGAAGCAUCGAAGAAGGUGCUACAGUUCAUAGCGGCCGCCACCGGGCACACGCACAAUGUCGAAGGUGUGAAGGAUAAGCUGCUGCAGAGCAAUCCGGUGCUGGAAGCGUUCGGCAAUGCGAAAACGAACCGUAACGAUAACUCGUCCCGCUUUGGCAAGUACAUGGACGUGCAGUUCGAUUUUGCCGGUGUGCCUGAGGGUGGUAACAUCCUGAACUAUCUGUUGGAGAAAUCGCGCGUCAUACAUCAGAGCGGUGGGGAACGGAACUUCCACAUUUUCUAUCAACUGUUGGCCGGCGCAGACGAUAAUCUGCUGCGGGAGCUGCAUCUGAAACGCAAUCUGGAUACGUUCUACUAUCUAAGCGAUGGGGCUAAUGGUAAUGUGCCGAAUAUUCGUGACGCGGACAACUUCCGCACGGUACAGAAAGCGAUGACGGUGAUCGAGAUUCUAGAGCAGGAGCAGCGACAGAUUCUUGAUAUUGUGGCGGCCAUACUGCACAUGGGCAACGUCGGCUUCACGGAGGAGGAAGGCAAGGCAAAGAUCCUCAAGCCGGAAUCAGUGACGGCGAUUGCAAAGCUCCUGGGAUGCAACGAGGAGCAGCUAACGAACGCAUUUACGCACCGUACGAUCGAGGCCCGCGGUGAAAUAGUGACGAGCCCGCUGAACCGCGAUCUCGCCAUCUACGCCCGCGAUGCACUCGCAAAGGCUGUGUACGAUCGUCUGUUCAGCUGGCUGGUGUCACGCAUCAACACGUCACUGCAUGCCGCGGAUCUGGCGAAGAAGAACAGUGUGAUGGGCAUCCUCGACAUCUACGGGUUUGAGAUAUUCAAGAAGAACAGCUUCGAACAGUUCUGCAUCAACUUCUGCAACGAGAAGCUCCAGCAGCUGUUCAUAGAGCUAACGCUAAAGCAGGAGCAGGAAGAGUAUCUGCGCGAAGGCAUCGAGUGGGUGCCGGUCGAGUACUUCGACAACAAGGUCAUUUGCAACCUGAUCGAAGAGAAGCACAAGGGUAUUAUUGCACUAAUGGACGAGGAGUGUCUGCGACCGGGUGAUCCGACCGAUCUGAGCUUCCUCACGAAGAUGAACGACAAUCUGGGGUCGCAUCCGCACUACAUCUGCCACAGCCGCGCCUCGACGACCGUGCAGAAAACGAUGGGUCGCGACGAGUUCCGGCUGGUGCACUAUGCCGGUGACGUGACGUACAGUGUGCACGGGUUCCUGGACAAGAACAAUGAUUUGCUGUUCCGCGACUUGAAGGAAGCGAUGGCCGAGUGUAGCAAUGGGAUUAUUAAGAGCUGCUUCCCGACGUCGGACAUUGGCAGCAAGCGACGGCCGGAGACGGCAGUGACGCAGUUUAAAAACUCGCUCAACAAUUUGAUGGACAUUCUGAUGUGCAAGGAACCAUCGUACAUUCGGUGCAUCAAGCCGAACGAUCUGCAGACGCACGGCCAGUUCGAUGUGGAGCUGGUGCGGCAUCAGGUCAAGUAUCUGGGGCUGAUGGAGAAUCUGCGCGUCAGGCGAGCCGGGUUCGCUUACCGGCGCACGUACGAACUGUUCCUGCAGCGGUACAAGUGCCUUAGCCGGGAAACGUGGCCACACUACCAUGGUCAGGCGAAGGACGGUGUGCAGAUACUGGCGAACGAGCUUGGGUAUGAGAAGGAUGACUACCGGAUGGGCAAGACGAAGAUUUUCAUUCGCUUCCCGAAGACACUGUUCGAUACGGAGGAUGCGUUCCAGGCGAAGAAACACUAUCUGGCCUCGAUUAUACAGGCCCGGUGGAAGGGUCGCCGGCAGCGUCGUGCGUACCUCGCCAUUCGCGCUAAGAUUAUCGUGGGUCAGACGUACAUUCGGCGCUAUCUGGCUAUUCAGGAGCUGAAACGACGCCGGGAUGCUGCCGCUAAGAUACGGUUCUUCAUUAAGGGCUUCAUUACGCGGCACGAUGAACCGAACGAGUGUAAUCGCUCGUUCAUUCAGCUCACCAAGCGGCACUGGUUGACGAAGCUAGCGAAGAGCCUGCCGAGCUCGUUCAUGAGCCAUACCUGGAUUCCGGCACCGAAGCACUGCCAGGAGGCGUCGAUACUGUUGCGCAAAAUGCACAAGCUGCAUCUGGCCCGCUGCUAUCGGGUGGGACUGAACGCGGAAAAGAAGCGCCAGCUGGACCUGAAGGUCCUGUCGGAGGCGGUGUUCAAGAACCACAAGCGCAACUACCCGGAAAGCGUUGGGCCGUGGUUUGUGGAUGAUCGCAUUGCGAAGCAGCACGCCACGGCAAUCUCCAACUUUACCGUCACGCAAAUGAAUGGCGAAAAAUUGCAUUACUCCACACCGGUCGUGAAGUACGAUCGGCGCGGUUAUAAACCUCGCGAGCGCUUCUUCCUGCUAUCGAACAAGGCAGUCUAUCUGCUCGAUGGGAAAACGUACAAGCAGAAGCACCGGCUGCCGCUGGACAAGAUCGAUUUCUGCAUCACGAACGAGCGGGACGGCAUCAUGCUGAUCCGGAUUCCGCUCGAGCUGAAGAAGGACAAGGGUGAUCUUAUACUGGACAUUCCGGACAUCAUCGAGUGUUGCAUCUGGAUACUGGACGUUACCAAGAACCGCAGCAUCGUCAACAUCGUUGAUACGGGAUCGCUGUCCCACAACCUAGUCAGAGGCAAGACUGGCGUCAUCGAAAUACAGACGGGUCCGCAGCCCAGCAUCACACGGGCAAAGAGUGGCAAUUUGUUGGUUAUUGCUGGCCAAUAAUCAGAUGCCCGAAUUUGGCGGGUGCAGCGGGACACCGGUUAAAGUUAGUUAGAUACGGAAGCAUAUCGUACGCGCAAAAUCGCGGAACACACACGAUGAAUGGGAACAACUACGCUCACCAACGCAGAUGGCAACUGUAACUGGAGAACUAAUUUAUACGGGAAGUGCGAUUCUAACACCGGCCCUGUUCCAUGUGGUUAUUUUGCAGUUUUCACCCCCAAAAAAGAAGCGUCCGCAUUGCUGCCAAACAACAACAAAAUAGGGUUGAAAAGGAUAAGAUUGUUGGACUAGAAAGCAAAAAUCGUUAAAAAAAAGAGGGGUCGUUUAUCAGGGCAGAGCAGCCAGAGACGAAAGAGGAAAAAAACGGGAUCAAAAUUCUAACGCACCCUCCCUGGAAGAGGUGUGCAAACUUGAAUUUCGCAAUGCAAGGGUUCCGAGUUUUAAAAUGUAAAAAAAUUGGCCCAAAAAUCCUUCCACGGUCGUUGCCCUUGCGUUUUUCCCAGCAACAAAAAAAAGAAAAGGUUGUGUAGGGGUAGAGAAAGCAUGUGUGACACAUUUUGAAAACGAACGUUAUGCAGGGAUGAAGAUAAAGGCCCGUGCGCGCACAGCAUGCAUACAUUUAGGCGUCUUUGCUGGCGUUGCUGCUGCUGCUGCUGUUCAUGUAAAAUAGAAAACGUGCCAUUAGCAUUAAGGUUGAAGGAAAAGGGAUUUGUUGUUGUGGAGGGCGCAAAAACGAUUGUAAUGUUUGAACAUUUUUACACACAAACACACACAUAUACGCAAGAGCAACAGAAGAAAAGGCAAAAGCCAGCAACACUGUGGUGGUGAUUCUUAUCAUAUUAGGAUUAGGCGAGUUUAAGUCGUGGAAACAGUCGAAGAACGCAACGCAAACACAUAACCUAUAGUAGCAUUUGGGCGAUUGUUAACCGAUGAUAUGAUCGAUCGAAACACAAACGGUACGUUACUUGAGUUUCGGGGGAUGCAGUGGGGAAAAGUGGUGUUAUAGCAGCGUUAGCAUCAGAGUUUAGUUGUUUCUCUUAUUUUAUAUUUACCCCUACUGGCAAACACUUUCACACCUGCGGCCGGAAUGUACGCGCUGCUGGGUGCGUUUCCACCUGCUUCCCUUGUUUUAUUAUUAUACUUUUAAUUCUACUACAACUUUA